Messenger RNA from Benincasa hispida (wax gourd), 1174 nucleotides. It is a transcript of the gene WRKY54, whose product is annotated as WRKY DNA-binding protein 54. Gene Ontology annotation, molecular function: sequence-specific DNA binding; DNA-binding transcription factor activity. Lineage: Eukaryota; Viridiplantae; Streptophyta; Magnoliopsida; Cucurbitales; Cucurbitaceae. Gene Ontology annotation, biological process: regulation of DNA-templated transcription. The record is from RefSeq and is a predicted model, not a curated record.
UCGUCCCUUUAUAUUUAAUAUUUUAAUUAUUUAUAUUUAUUUAUUUGUGUGUCUCUGUGUGUGUAUAUAUAUAAUAUCAGUCACUCUUUAAAAAUCUCAUCGCCAUUAUUUCUUGGGUAUUUCAUUUUACAUCCAAACUCCAAGAGAAACAAAUCGUGUGGAAAUUCACAAACAUGGAGGCGGCGGAUUUUUCUCACGGUGGUUUGCCGGCGGAGGUAAGGAGGAAGGUGACGGAAAAGCUUCUCGCCGGCCGAGACUCAGCAGCUCGUCUUCAGAUUCUUCUCCGGUCAGCGGCGGCGACGGACGACAACCAGCAAGCUCUUGCCACCAAGAUCUUGAGUUCCAUCACUGAAGCGAUCUCCAUUCUCGAGUCCGCCGGUGACGAAUCGAGCUAUCCAGAUCAUUCCCUUUGCUCCGAUCUGGAUUCCGGCGACUCACGGCGGAGCACGGCGGUUAAGAAUAAUCUAGGACGUACCAACAAAAGAAGAAGAUUGACGAAUACGAGGGUGAUUACGAGGGCAACAGCGGAAGAUGAGUAUGCUUGGAGGAAGUACGGCCAAAAAGUUAUCCUCAACGCAACUUAUCCAAGGAGCUACUUUAGGUGCACUCACAAGUACGAUCAAAGCUGUAGAGCCACAAAGCAAGUGCAAAGAAUGGAGGGUACUGAUUCAGAAAUAAUGUAUAAGAUCACCUACAUCUCUGACCACACGUGUGGCCCUGCUUCUCCGAUUGUCUCCGCCUCCGCCGUUGUUACCGAUUCCAAUUCUUACAAUCUCAUAUCUUUCUCCAACUCUCCCAACGAUAAACUGACCGAGGUUACUAGCCACAAUUUCAUCUGGCCGAGUGAUGAUGAUGCAGUGAAGAUGAGAGAGACAACAACAACAAGUGGUUCGACUGAUGAUGAGAUUAAUAUGUGGUUGGAAUUGAAGGAUUUUGGAAGCUUGCACGCAGCAGCGGCGGCGACAAUGACAAUGACAAAUCAAUAUUAUUUCUCGACCGGAGACGACGAUGUAGGUUCUCUCAUGUUUUGGGAGGAUUGUUUACAAUAAUUUUUGUUUUCCACUGGGACAUAUGUAUACAACAGAAUUAAGUUAAAAUAACACCCUAUAGAUGAUGGAUGUUAAUUUGAAGUUGAUGAACCUUCAAUUUAUGUGUAGUAAUAAUUUUCUUUCAA